UGUAGCUGUAAUUUAUUAAGUUUCGUUGCUAUUCAGUAUUACACUGCAUAGAAUAUGCUACAAAUUCUCUUCUGUUGGUGGACUUUGGGGUUCUUUCCAGUUUGGUGCUUUUACGAGUAAUGUCAUGAACAUCCUUGUUCGUUUGUUCUUGUGCAUAUGUUUAUUCAGCGGAGUCCUAGAAUACUCAUACGUUCAUUAAACACACAAAACAGAAGUGGAGGCCACAAAGCCACUUGGUCACUCGGAGAAAUCAGUGUCAUUUCUAUUACACUGAUAUUUCCUGUUUUGUUUUGUUUUUCUCUUUGGCCCUUUUAGGGUUCUGAAUGAGUUUAUUAUGAAAAACCCUAGUUUGGAAAAUAAAAAAGACCAAAGAGAUCUUCAGGAUGUGACUCAUAAAAUAGUGGAUGCAAUUGGUGCCAUUGCUGGUUCUUCUUUGGAACAAACAACAUGGCUGCGACGAAAUCUUGAAGUUAAGCCUUCUCCCAAAAUAAUGGUGGAUGGAACCAAUUUGGAAUCUGAUGUUGAAGAUAUGUUAUCACCUGCAGUGGAAACCUCAAACAUAACUCCUUCCGUAUAUAGUGUCCAUGCAUUGACAUUACUUUCGGAGGUAAAUAUCAAGUUUUUUCACAUGAACUUCCAAGUAAACAGUGUCACAAUUCAGUAUUAGCAGGUAAUUCUUACAGAGGAGUUUUUAAUUUGAAAAACCAUUUUGUACUUCCAGAGAUCACUGUAUAGAAUAAAUGAGGUCUGGACUUUGUAUUCAGACUAGUUUGUUAAAUACUAUUG
Molecule: messenger RNA, 786 nt
Organism: Ailuropoda melanoleuca (giant panda)
Lineage: Eukaryota; Metazoa; Chordata; Mammalia; Carnivora; Ursidae
Product: protein dopey-1-like
Exons: 3
Coding region: 335-667 (110 amino acids)
Biological process (GO): Golgi to endosome transport
Cellular component (GO): trans-Golgi network; endosome
Source: RefSeq, a predicted model, not a curated record